AUGCCGCAAUCUGCCGGUCACGAGGAGGUCUCCCUCCCUUCCAGCCCCCAGGCUGGAGGCGCUGUCGCCUAUAACCAGAUCAACAAGGAAUUGCAACCGCUUCCUCCGAUGGAGGCUCACAAUGGUGCCGUCAUCCCCCCCGCCUGCUUUCCCUUCCGCGGCAGCAACGGGCGGAUGACCUCCCUCGAGCUUGAAGACGGCACCGUCUAUCAAGGUUACAGCUUUGGUGCUGAGAAGAGUGUGGCGGGUGAAUUGGUCUUCCAGACCGGCAUGGUGGGAUACCCAGAGUCCGUGACGGAUCCCUCAUACCGGGGCCAAAUCCUCGUCGUCACCUUCCCCUUGGUCGGCAACUACGGUGUCCCCUCCCGGGAGACCAUGGACGAGCUGCUGAAGGAUCUGCCCAAGUACUUCGAAUCUACCCAGAUUCACAUCACCGCUCUUGUUGUGGCCACUUAUGCCGGAGAAGAGUACUCUCACUUCCUGGCUGAGUCCUCCCUUGGACAGUGGCUGAAGGAACACGACGUCCCCGCCGUGCACGGCGUGGACACUCGUGCUCUCACGAAGCGCAUCCGUGAGAAGGGUAGCAUGCUGGGACGUCUGCUACUCCAGAAGUCGGAGACUAUCAGUGAAUCCACCGUCAUCCCGACGGAGAAGGAUAGCUGGAGGCCUUUCUUUGAACAGACCGAAUGGGUUGACCCCAACAAGAAGAACCUUGUGGCUGAGGUCUCCAUCAAGGAACCGAAGCUUUACUCUCCCCCCGAAAAUGUUGCCCUCAAACACCCCUCCGGCCGCCCAGUCCGUGUUCUUUGCUUGGACGUGGGAUUGAAGUUCAACCAGCUGCGCUGUUUGCUCGCCCGUGGCGUCGAGGUCCUGGUCGUGCCCUGGGACUAUGACUUCCCCACCCUUGCUGGAAAAGACUACGAUGGUCUGUUCGUCUCGAACGGUCCCGGUGACCCGGCUAUGAUGUCUACCACCGUCAACAACUUGGCGAAGACCAUGAAGGAGGGCAGGACCCCGGUGUUCGGUAUCUGCUUGGGUCACCAGCUGAUCGCCCGCUCCGUCGGUGCCCAGACAUCAAAGAUGAAGUUCGGUAACCGUGGUCACAACAUUCCUUGCACCAGCAUGGUCACUGGAAAGUGCCACAUCACAUCGCAGAAUCACGGUUAUGCCGUGGACGCUGGUACCCUUCCCGAAGGCUGGGAGGAGCUCUUCGUCAAUGCCAAUGACGGUAGUAACGAGGGUAUCCGUCACGUCAGCAAGCCCUACUUCAGUGUCCAGUUCCACCCCGAGAGCACUCCGGGUCCCAGAGACACUGAGUACCUCUUCGACGUGUUCAUCAACACCAUCCAGGAUACCAUCGCCUCCCCGGAGGCUCUCAGCAAGGCUGUGGCUUUCCCCGGUGGUCAAAAGGAGGAGAACGCGAAGCUUGCUCCCCGUGUGUCCGUGAAGAAGGUUCUGAUCCUGGGUUCCGGCGGUCUCAGCAUUGGACAGGCCGGUGAAUUUGAUUACUCCGGAAGUCAAGCCAUCAAGGCACUGAAGGAGGAAGGCAUCUACACCAUCCUGAUCAACCCCAACAUUGCCACGAUUCAAACCUCCAAGGGUCUGGCUGACAAGGUUUACUUCCUCCCGGUGAACGCCGAUUUCGUGCGCAAGGUGAUCAAGCACGAACGCCCCGAUGCCAUUUACGUCACCUUCGGUGGUCAGACUGCGCUCCAGGUCGGUAUUCAGCUCAAGGAUGAGUUCGAGGCCCUUGGUGUCAAGGUUCUCGGUACUCCCAUUGAUACCAUUAUCACCACCGAGGACCGUGAGUUGUUCGCUCGCAGCAUGGAGUCGAUCAACGAGAAGUGUGCCAACUCGGCAUCUGCGUCCAGCUUGGAGGAGGCCCUCCGGGUCGUCGAAGACAUCGGCUUCCCCGUCAUUGUCCGCGCUGCCUAUGCCCUUGGAGGUCUGGGUAGUGGAUUCGCAGACAACAUGGAUGAGUUGAAGGAGCUGUGUCUCAAGGCUUUCGCCGCCAGUCCCCAGGUUUUGAUCGAAAAGUCGAUGAAGGGCUGGAAGGAAAUCGAAUAUGAGGUCGUUCGUGAUGCCAGAGACAACUGCAUCACUGUCUGUAAUAUGGAGAAUUUCGACCCUCUCGGUAUCCACACUGGUGAUUCCAUUGUCGUGGCUCCUUCCCAGACACUUUCUGACGAAGACUACAACAUGCUGCGCACAACUGCUGUUAAUGUUAUCCGCCAUCUCGGUGUUGUUGGUGAAUGUAACAUUCAGUAUGCGCUGAACCCCUUCUCCAAGGAGUACUGCAUUAUCGAAGUCAACGCCCGUCUGUCUAGAUCUUCUGCGCUUGCCUCGAAGGCCACCGGUUACCCCCUUGCCUUCAUUGCUGCCAAGCUUGGUCUGGGUAUCCCGUUGAACGAGAUCAAGAACUCGGUCACCAAGGUCACUUGCGCCUGCUUCGAACCUUCCCUGGACUACUGCGUUGUGAAGAUUCCCCGUUGGGAUCUCAAGAAGUUCACUCGUGUCUCUACCCAGCUCGGAUCUUCCAUGAAGAGUGUCGGUGAAGUCAUGAGCAUUGGACGGACGUUCGAAGAAGCCAUCCAGAAGGCUAUUCGCUCGGUUGACUUCCACAACCUCGGUUUCAACGAGACCAACGCCCUCAUGUCCAUCAAGGGUGAACUGCAGACUCCUUCUGACCAGCGUCUGUUCGCCAUCGCCAACGCCAUGGCUGCCGGCUACACCGUUGAUGACAUCUGGAAGCUCACCCAGAUCGACAAGUGGUUCCUGAGCAGACUGAAGGGUCUCAGCGAUUUCAGCAAGCUUAUGACCUCCUUCAACGCGACCACCGUGCCACGGCCCAUCCUUCGCCAGGCUAAGCAGCUUGGUUUCUCGGAUCGCCAGCUUGCCAAGUUCCUCAGCUCCAACGAACUUGCUGUCAGACGCCUGCGUGUUGAAUCUGGCAUCAUCCCUAUUGUCAAGCAGAUCGAUACAGUUGCUGCUGAAUUCCCUUCGUUCACCAACUACCUGUACCUGACCUACAAUGCCUCGGAGCACGACGUUACCUUUGAUGACAAUGGUAUUAUGGUCCUUGGUUCUGGUGUUUACCGUAUCGGUUCUUCUGUUGAGUUCGAUUGGUGUUCCGUGCGUACUAUCCGCACCCUCCGCGAACAGGGCCACAAGACUGUCAUGGUCAACUACAACCCGGAGACUGUCAGUACCGAUUACGAUGAGGCUGACCGCUUGUACUUCGAGAACAUCAACCUGGAAACUGUUCUCGACAUCUACCAGUUGGAAUCUUCCAGCGGUGUUGUCAUCUCCAUGGGUGGUCAGACCCCCAAUAACAUCGCUCUGCCCCUCCACCGCCUGAACGUUAACAUCCUCGGUACCUCCCCUGAGAUGAUCGAUGGAGCCGAGAACCGUUACAAGUUCUCCCGCAUGCUUGACCGUAUCGGCGUGGACCAGCCUGCCUGGAAGGAGCUUACGAGCAUUGAGGAGGCGACCAGCUUCUGUGACAAGGUCGGCUACCCUGUGCUUGUCCGUCCCUCUUACGUGCUGUCUGGAGCUGCCAUGAACACUGUCUACUCCGAGCAUGACCUUGCCAGCUACCUCAACCAGGCUGCCGAUGUUUCGAGGGAGCACCCUGUGGUUAUCACCAAGUACAUUGAGAAUGCCAAGGAAAUUGAGAUGGAUGCCGUUGCCCGCAACGGUGUCAUGGUUGGUCACUUCAUCUCCGAGCACGUGGAGAACGCUGGUGUCCACUCCGGUGAUGCUACCCUGAUCCUGCCCCCCCAGGACUUGGACCCCGAGACUGUCCGCCGCAUUGAGGAGGCUACCCGGAAGAUCGGAAACGCCCUGAACGUUACUGGACCUUACAACAUUCAGUUCAUCGCCAAGGACAAUGAUAUCAAGGUCAUUGAAUGUAACGUCAGAGCUUCUCGGUCUUUCCCCUUCGUUUCCAAGGUCAUGGGUGUCGAUCUCAUUGAGAUGGCGACCAAGGCUAUGAUCGGAGCUCCCUUCGCCGAGUACCCUCCCGUCUCCAUCCCCAAGGACUAUGUCGGUGUGAAGGUGCCCCAGUUCUCCUUCUCCCGUCUUUCCGGCGCCGAUCCCGUGCUGGGUGUCGAGAUGGCCUCCACCGGAGAAGUUGCUUCUUUCGGUCGUGACAAGUACGAGGCCUACCUCAAGGCCCUCAUCUCCACCGGAUUCCGCCUUCCCAAGCGCAACGUACUCUUCUCGAUUGGUUCCUACAAGGAGAAGAUGGAGAUGCUGCCCUCGAUCCGCAAGCUUCACCAGAUCGGGUUCAACCUCUUCGCCACCGCUGGUACUGCGGACUUCUUGAAGGAGAACGGCAUCCCCGUCAAGUUCCUUGAAAUUCUUCCCGGCGAGGAGGAGGACAUCAAGUCUGAGUACUCUCUCACUCAGCACUUGGCGAACAACCUCAUUGAUCUGUACAUCAACCUGCCGUCUAACAACCGGUUCCGCCGUCCUGCCAACUACAUGAGUAAGGGUUACCGCACUCGUCGUAUGGCCGUCGACUACCAGACUCCUCUGGUCACCAACGUCAAGAACGCCAAGAUCUUGAUCGAAGCCAUUGCCCGUCACUUUGCUCUCAACGUGCAGACCAUUGACUACCAGACCAGCCACCGCACCAUCAUCCUUCCCGGAUUGAUCAACGUGGCUGCGUUCGUCCCCAACCUGAUGACUCCUGGAUCCAACGACUUCGAGCUUAUGAGCAAGGCUUCCAUCGCCGCCGGUUUCAGCAUGGUGCGUGUGAUGCCUGUUGGUGUUGAGGGCUCUGUCACGGACACCCGUGCCCUGAAGAUUGCCCAGCAGAAUGCCCAGAAGGCCUCUUUCUGUGACUUCAACUUCUCUGUUGUGGCGACCGCUACCAACGCCGACCAGAUCGGACAGCUGACCGGAGAUGUUGGCUCGCUCUUCAUUCCCUUCAACCACCUGUCUGGCAACAUCAGCAAGGUUGCCGCUGUCACCAGCCACUUUGCUUCUUGGCCCUCCAGCAAGCCCAUCAUCACCGACGCCAAGUCCACUGAUCUGGCCUCCGUGCUCCUCUUGGCCAGCCUCCACAGCCGCAACAUCCACGUUAUGAGCGUCACUUCCAAGGAGGACAUCAACCUCAUCGCUCUCAGCAAGGAGAAGGGUCUCAAGGUCACCUGCGAUGUUUCCAUCUUCAGCCUGUUCCUUUCCAAGGAUGACUUCCCCGAGUGUAGCUCUUUGCCCUCGGUCGAGGACCAGCAGGCCCUUUGGGAGCACCUGAAGACCAUCGAUGUCUUCUCCAUCGGUAGCAUCCCCUACCAGCUGGCUGGUGAGAAGGCUACUCCCGUGGUCGGUAUCGCUGAGUCCUUGCCACUGCUGUUCACUGCGGUGUCGGAGGGUCGCUUGACCGUCGAGGACAUCAUUGCCCGUCUCUACGAGAACCCCAAGAAGAUCUUCGAGCUGCAUGACCAGGCCGACAGCUCCGUCGAAAUCGAGGUCGAUCGUCCUUACCUGUACCAGAGCACCAACGCUUGGUCUCCGUUCAGCGGCAAGAACGUCAGAGGCUCUGUGCAGCGCGUCACCUUCCAGGGAAAGACCUCUUGCCUUGACGGUGCCCUCACUGCUGAUGCUGCCAAGGGAUUCGACAUGUCCGGACACCGCAUCGUGCCCGCCUCCCCCUCCGUGAAGGCCAUGUCUCCCCUGGUCCGCGCCCGCCCCGAGAGCUCCCUGGAUAGAAGACUCUCCAUCUCCGGAACCCCUCUGCGUCCCGCCCGCAAGCUUGGUGACCAGACCGCUGCUCCUGCCGUGGGUGAGCUUGGACCUCCCUUGUACACCCCCGUUCCUCAGCAGUCCUCUCCUCUGCUUGACAUGCUCUCCCGGUCGCCUUUCAGACAGAAGCACGUGCUCUCCGUGAACCAGUUCACUCGCGCGGAUCUGCACCUGCUGUUCUCUGUGGCCCAGGAGAUGCGUCUCGGCGUGCAGCGCCAGGGUGUGCUCGACGUCCUCAAGGGUCGUGUGCUGUGCACUCUCUUCUACGAGCCCUCCACCAGAACCUCGGCUUCUUUCGAUGCUGCCAUGCAGCGCCUGGGUGGACGCACCAUCGCAAUCUCCACGGAGCACUCGUCGACGAAGAAGGGCGAGACCCUCCAGGACACCAUCCGCACCCUGGGAUGCUACGGAGAUGCCGUUGUUCUGCGUCACCCCGACCCCAGCAGUGCCGAGACCGCCGCCAAGUUCUCUCCGGUCCCGAUCCUCAACGGUGGCAACGGCAGCGUCGAGCACCCCACUCAGGCGUUCCUCGACCUCUUCACCAUCCGUGAGGAGCUUGGAACCGUCACUGGCCUGACGAUCACCUUCACCGGUGACCUGCGCUACGGCCGCACCGUGCACUCGCUGAUCAAGCUGCUCCAGUUCUACGACGUCCGCGUGCAGCUGGUCGCGCCCAAGGAUCUCUCUCUUCCCGAGGAGGUCCGCCAGCAGAUCAUCGCCUCCGGCCAGCUUGUCGUGGAAUCCGAGGAGCUGACUCCCGAGAUCGUUGCCCGGUCCGACGUGCUGUACUCGACCCGUGUGCAGAAGGAGCGGUUCGCCGACCUGCAGCAGUACGAGCGUCUGAAGAACAGCUUCGUCAUCGACAACGCUCUCCUGAAGCACGCCAAGACCCACAUGGUUGUGAUGCACCCUCUGCCCCGCAACGCGGAGAUCUCGGAGGAGGUUGACUUCGACCAGCGGGCGGCCUACUUCCGCCAGAUGAGGUACGGUCUCUACUGCCGUAUGGCCCUGCUUGCCUUGAUCCUGGCACCUUAGGUCAUAUCGGGAGUUGUGACGAUGUGUACGAAACAAAUUGAGGGAACUUGACGGAUAUCUGUGUGUUUUCCUCACAGCUCUCUGGAUGGCGACCUCGCGAUCAUGUUUGACGUGAUUUCUUCCGUGUUUCCUUUUCAGCAUUGGCUGGUGUUUUUCUCGUUCAAAAGUUGUGUGCAGUGUGAUUUCCUUACAUAUACCGCGUAGGCUGCGAGGCGGAUUAGAAACGCCGCCUCCGCAUUAGAUUAGAUGAAUUUUCUCUCCUAUGAACAUCGUGAACCCGUUAUACGUGAUGUAUAUGGUUGUACCGUGUUGUGUAUUGUGUGUGGUGUGUGUUGUGUGUGUGUGUUACGUGUGUUGUGUGUUAUGUGUGUGUUGUGUGUGUUAUGCGUGUCGUGUGUUUUGCGUGUUUUGUGUGGCGUUUUCUGUGUUUUUUUUUUUUGUGU
Messenger RNA from Aspergillus heteromorphus CBS 117.55, 7226 nucleotides. RefSeq names its product bifunctional carbamoylphosphate synthetase/aspartate transcarbamylase. The coding region runs from base 1 to 6783 and encodes 2260 amino acids. NCBI's taxonomy places the organism in Eukaryota, Fungi, Ascomycota, Eurotiomycetes, Eurotiales, Aspergillaceae. Gene Ontology annotation, cellular component: cytoplasm; cytosol. Gene Ontology annotation, biological process: 'de novo' pyrimidine nucleobase biosynthetic process; L-glutamine metabolic process; L-citrulline biosynthetic process. The transcript has 3 exons. The record is from RefSeq and is a predicted model, not a curated record. Gene Ontology annotation, molecular function: dihydroorotase activity; aspartate carbamoyltransferase activity; amino acid binding.